AUGACAUCAAAACCAUCAACAUCAUAUGGUCAUGAAAUGACUAAUCAAAAAGAAAGAAAGCCGCCUCAACCGCAAGUAAAGGUGCCUUCAAAUUUGAGAGAAAGUCGUCAGUUGAAAGAAGGUCACGUAGAAGAUAAUAACGAAGAUAUAGCUUACUUCAAUAUCAAAGUCAUCUAUCCUGCACUCUUCUUCACAAUUCUAUCCCUAACAGCUUUUACAAUUGCUGUAUGUGGUUCAUUGUAUACCGACUAUAAGCCACCUAGAUGGUUACUCAAGAGAGGCUUUGGUGUCAAAUAUGGAAGUUCCAUCUUUCAUUGUAACAGCACCGUGAAGAUAAGAUGGAAUGAUAUGCCUUCAGUCCUCAAUAUGUUUGAAGUUAAUGUUGUCGGAAAUGUUCUUUUCCGUAUUGCCGUGUGUCUACCUAUGGUCGUCAGAAUCUUUUUGGUUUCUGUUUGGAGAAAAGUUUUAUACAUGGAAUACGAAGAUGGUUUGAACUUUCUCUACAAAGCAUGCAAUGACUUGAUUCCAAUUCUGACCGCUGUCGAAGUUUUCGCCUUAGCCUUGUUCAGCAUUAUCACUCUGCAUAUGGAUUUCCCUCACGUCAACCGCUUCUGUAAAGUAGUAUUCGUCAUUACAGCCGUAACAAACGUUUUUAUGAUAAGUAUAGUCAGUUUUGCACAUGGGAGAACUGCCACUAAGAAAAUUGAAACGUUUGCGAUAGCAGUGAAAUUAGUGUGUUGUGUUUCUUUCUGCUACACAGCUCCGCAGUUCUUCCAACAGCAUGUAGGGACAUUGAUCUAUCCACUAUGUCACUCUUACGUGCCUCGCGCUCAAGCUCUAACGGAAUACGUGAUGAUCGCCUCGUAUGGUCUUUUCCAUCUGACAACUCUGAUUGAUAUUCGAGAUGUCUCAUUUAUGUGUUAUCCCCGAACAUGCAGUGGAGAAUGCGAACCUCUGCAUCCAGACAACUUCCAGAAAGGUGGAAAGUUCGAACAUUGUCGUGCUUACGAGUAUAAUCAACGACGAAUUCUCAAUAUGUAA
Messenger RNA from Auanema sp. JU1783, 1041 nucleotides. The record is from the annotation of a GenBank genome assembly. Lineage: Eukaryota; Metazoa; Nematoda; Chromadorea; Rhabditida; Rhabditidae.